Pseudoliparis swirei is the source of this 2410-nucleotide messenger RNA. RefSeq lists its product as uncharacterized. The transcript is spliced from 4 exons. The coding region runs from base 485 to 1117 and encodes 210 amino acids. The record is from RefSeq and is a predicted model, not a curated record. Lineage: Eukaryota; Metazoa; Chordata; Actinopteri; Perciformes; Liparidae.
AUCCUUCACUCUGCUAGAGCAGCCUCUCUCUCCUCUGUCCUUAUCCUUCACUCUGCUAGAGCAGCCUCUCUCUCCUCUGUCCUUAUCCUUCACUCUGCUAGAGCAGCCUCUCUCUCCUCUGUCCUUAUCCUUCUAGACCUUUCUGCAGCAUUUGACACCGUGAACCACCAGAUCCUUAUCUCUUCCCUUCAGGUCCUGGUAUCUCAGGCUCUGCACUCUCCCUCUUCUCUUCCUACCUCAACGACCACACUUACCGGGUACCUUGGAGAGGAUCUGUGUCUGAUCCUUGUCCUCUCACUACUGGGGUUCCUCAAGGCUCCGUCCUGGGUCCCCUCCUCUUCUCUCUGUACACUCAUUCUCUGGGCUCUGUCAUUGGCUUCUCCUACCAUAGCCAUGCUGAUGACACCCAACUGAUCCUCUCGUUCCCCCAAUCUGAAACACAGGUAGCAGAAUCUCUGCCUGUCUGACCGACAUCUCUCAGUGGAUGUCUGCUCACCACCUGAAAAUCAACCCUGACAAGACCGAGCUACUAUUCCUUCCAGGGAAAGAGUCCCCCACCCACGACCUGACUACCACCUUCACCAGCUCUGUGUUGGCCCCGCCCCCGACUGCCAGGAACCUCGGGGUGACACUCGACAGUCAACCUGACGGCCAACAUCACUGCGACAACGCGUUCCUUUUUGGGAAAAGUCCUCAGCAGCAUCUUCCCAGGUCAGGACACGCCGAGCGUUUACCUUCGUCUUCGUCGCAGAGGAGGAGGAGGAGGAGGGGAGGAGCGAGAGGACGGCCUCCGCUGCGGGGGAACGCUAAAUCAACAAGGCGGCAAUUUAACAGGAUUGGCUGCCCAGUGCCUCGCAUCCCGGCAGAGGCCAGCCCCCUGGCCGACCACGUGUCCGCCACGCGCAUCCUGUGCGGCGCCCUGGUCUUCCCCACCAUCGCCACCAUCGUGGGGAAGCUCAUGUUCAGCAGCGUCAACUCCAACCUGCAGAGGACCAUCCUGGGAGGCAUCGCCUUCGUGGCCAUCAAGGGGGCGUUCAAGGUCUACUUCAAGCAGCAGCAGUACCAGAGGCAAGCCCACCGCAAGAUCCUCAACUUCCCCGAGCAGGAGGAGGCCUGAGGAGGACGGACCAACCACACACACACACACCUCACACACACCUCACACACAACUGGUGAACUAGAGGCCAGGAAGUGCUUGCGAGAUGGACUUGCGAUCGGCGACGCCCCCUUUACCUCUGACUCCUCCUCCUCGCCUUGUUUUUAUGGAGGGACAUUCAAGCGACGGCGUCUUCGCCGCCGCCGCCGCCAUACUUUAUCUUAUAAGCUCCCGAUGCUUCGUGAAGACGAGUCAGACCUGUGGACCCACAAUGGAGAUUGUUUUCGCGCACACACACACACACACACAUAUACACACACACACACACACAGGCUGUGUCUUUGGUGAUCUGUAACACUUGUUGUAAACUUACUGUGUUUUAAACAAACCGAUGCGGGGCAUGUGUAAUUAGAAAGUUUUAUAAUAAUAAUAAUUAAAUGAUUGUUUUAUAUGGUUAUUUUGCAGAUCGGACCCCUUUGCCAAAGCUCGGGGGUCCACGUUGUUCCGUGUGUAGAAUGUAUUACUGACGCCGACCACACGGCGACAUCCACACCCUCUGUGCGUUGCUCAAAGGCCUCUCGGCAGUGUUUACCUUGUCGCAGCUUCAGCUCCCGUUUCCCCAAACGCGUUCUGUGUGUGCUCACCAAACGAAGCCGCAGGUCUGGUCGAGCCUGUUGCCGUGACGACACCGGCCGGAUGUAUAACGUGGAGGCUUCUUUUUUUCUUUUGUUUUUGGACUGUCGAAGCAUCUCAAAAGUUUUUUCUGAAGCCCGACGGUUCAGUCGAGCUGAAGCUCCACGUUGUUUUUUAUUCCGGGGGGGAAAAAAUGUAAAGAUUCAUUUCAGCCAAAUGAUGAAAUCUAUUAUUUUAUCACUUAUAAAUCUUUAUCUGUGCAGAUAGUUUGUUGCCCAGGUUUUCUGUUUGUAUUCCUGCCGAUGCCUCGCUGGCCUUAGACGGCCCCAAUGAAAGGGGACAUCGUUUGAAUUACGUCCCUACAAAAUAAGAGCGUUUGGGGCUGCGGUGGAAAUCCUAAAACCCUGAACAAUGCAACACUAUCUGCACAGGAGCAAUGUGGGAACGUUUUGUUUUUGAAGUGUCCCUGAACACACCGCCACAUGGCGGCUAUAAGUUUAAUUUGUAUUCACGACGUGAUGAACAAUGAGCCCCAGCUUUUUGUUUUCUGCCUCAAACCCGUGAGCGCACAACGACGUGGCGUGUGCAACCCUCACGUGAUCUACACGCCGCCAAAAGAGACGUCCGACAUUUAGAGUUCUACGCUAUGAGUUCUGUGAAUAAAUGUAUUUUUCCAAUGAG